AUGCUACUGAGCUUGCCUGAUGACAUCCUCAGCGAGCUAUUUGACGUGCUCGCUCAGCUCGACCCUCCACGAUCAACACCUGCAUUGCUAUCAUCUCGUUCCAGGCCCGAGUCUUGGAAACUGCUAGGAUGGAUCAAACUCACGCAUGUCAGUCGGUACCUUCGGGAGAUUGGGCUUAGACGUGCGACUUUGUGGGCCCGCGACGUCACUGUGUUUCCUGCUGCUCUCAACAUCUUGCUCGAGCGCUCAAGGGAUGCGCCUCUGACUCUGAGGCUUGAUGGGCCAGGGCUCCGUUCAGACGCCGUUACAACAGUCAUUCAAGCUCAGUUACACCGCACGCGCGAACUAUAUGAUCAGGAUACUGCUCGUAUCAUUGAGCGGGAUCAAGGUGGUGCCCUUGUUUCACGUCAGCCCAGGAGGGAUUGGGAGAGCAUUCUGGCGGGCCGUGCGAUGCCUUCACUCGAAUUUGUGAGCUUCUCAGGCUGGCAUACCGGGAAGAGCUCCGACCCAGUAAAUAUCGAGAAGCCUUUCAUAGCUCCGGCAUUACGCAGCUACAUGAUGCACAAGUUUCUGCCCUUCAGCGCGCCUUCGCUCCGCGAAUUGGCCCUCUAUGACCGGAGGUUGAAGUGGACGCAUUACCUCGAUAUCAUCGAGGCCUGUCCACUACUCACCCACGUGACCAUCAUUGGAGGUCUAUGGUCGACGUUGGGCGAGGAGGAUGUCAUACAGCAAGGCAGAGAAGGGAUGGAGGAAUCCGAAUUGGAGACAGCCCUUGGCAGUCUCAUCGCCUCCUCGGGCUCGCGUACGAUUGCGAUGGGACACCUCAAACGCAUGCACAUCGAAGGCGGAUUCGAAGCCUACAUCCUUUUACAUCACCUCUCUCUCCCCUCGAGCGCCGCGGUGAAUGUGGCGGCAUACGAUCGAACAUCUCGCUUCCGAGGCUUCGCGUCCUUGCUCGAGGCUCAACUACGCCACCCCACACGGGACGUGCUAGUCCUCUCUAGGUCCCUACAUCCUGAGUUUCUUCAUCGUAUCGACCAGAGCACGUCGGUGUCUCUCGGGGAAAGCCAAGACGGUUGGUCAUGGCCCUCCACCAUAGAAGGGAUCACGAUGACGCUGAAAUCCACUCCAUGGACUCCUCUUUUUGAUCCUGUGCCGUCGCAAUGGAACUAUCUGCCUCCCGAGGUCGCUCAAAGGAUCAAAACACUCGCCAUCGAAAGGGAUACUGGUGACGAUGACUCGCUCAGUGUUGAGCAAUUCGCCGACUGGUGGGCAGGUCUCAACCGCUUCUCUGCUGUGACCACCCUGUACAUCCGGAGAGACUUCCAACCAAUUUUUGCUCUUCUCAACGCGGGUUCGCUUUCCCACCGCCCACUGCUUCCCAAGUUACACACCAUCGUCAUUUACGCGCCCCCCUACGAGCAGGCGCUGUCGCCGACAUUGUGGGUCGAGCUGAUAUGCCUACUCGGUGCGAGGAAGGGUAUGGGCCACCCGGUAACGCGCGUUGUGUUGACCGGGCGUGCGUGCCAUUUGGUGGACGAGGGGUUGAGCUCGACGAACGAGCAAACCGGAGAAGCCGAAUACUAUAUGGAAAAGCUGCGACCCGAGGCGCUGAAUGGUUUGGUGGAGGAGGUUAUUGAUGAGCGAGAGAAGAUCAGUGGAGGUUGCGAUUGUGCCACACGGAGGAAGCCGCUGAAAAGGCGGGUGCGAUAUGUAGCCGUGUAG
Molecule: messenger RNA, 1725 nt
Organism: Peniophora sp. CBMAI 1063
Lineage: Eukaryota; Fungi; Basidiomycota; Agaricomycetes; Russulales; Peniophoraceae
Source: the annotation of a GenBank genome assembly